AUUAAUCAUAUGAAUAAAGCUGAACUCAAAGGACCGUCUUUUAUGUUUCUUUUUUCUUUUCAGUCCAAAAAGUGUGAACUUUCUGUGAUGCUCUAGCCUUUCUACAUUCGGUUGGCAGUGUCAGAAAUCGAGCAUUAGGUACUUCGUAGUCAUGGAUUCGAGUGUUGCAACUCAGAAUCAUGAAACAUCAAGAAAGUUUCACAGUGAGCAAACUCUGGUUGAUGUUGAAGACAUUAUUAGCGAGUUACAUGAAAUCACUCUUGGUCACAUCCUGUGUUUCCUUCCAACUAUGGAGGCAAUUCACACUUGUGUAUUAUCAAGAAGGUGGAUUGAAGUUUGGAAAUCCAUCACCAGUUUACAGUUUAAUGAUAGUUCCCUUUGUUCUGGGAAGAAGAUGCAACAAGAACAAUUUGUGCAUUUUGUGAACAGAGUGCUUCUUCACCUAGUUGAUUCAAGCAUACAAAGUUUCUCUCUUUGUUUAACAUGUUAUCAUUAUGAUGUAUCACAGGUUAGUGCAUGGAUUUCCACUAUCUUGGAAAAGGGUGUCCAUAAGCUUCGUAUUCAGUAUGCUGAUAAAGUCGUCCUUUCUUCCCAUUCCCUCUUUAACUGCAGCUCUCUAGUACAUUUGGUGCUUCAAAUGAGAUGCACUCUUAGUGUUCCCAUCUUUGCUUCUCUCCCAAAUCUUCAAAACCUUAGCAUUUCUGGGAUUAAGUUAGUGAGUGAAUCCUCCACUUAUUCAGAAGAUAUAAUUCUUAGCUUCCCAGUUCUCAAAGUGUUUGAAGCUAGGGGAUGUGAGUGGUCAACUAUGCAGAAUAUUAGUAUACAGGCACCUCUACUUGAAACAUUUUCAAUAGCAAUAUGGAACUCCCAAUCAAAUGAAACAUGUAAAUCUUCCAUCAAGAUUUUUGGUCCUCAUCUAACUGAUUUCUCUUAUGAGGGUGAUCUUGAACAAGAUAUCAUUCUAUUAAAACCAUCAUCAAUUAGAAGUGCUUCUGUUGUGAUUGUUAUUGAUGAAGACAAAAAGAACAGAAUGGAAAAACUUGGGUUUCAAGCACAUAUGCUUCUCAGACAGAUCCAUGAAGUGGAACGAUUGAAAUUAUUGUUUUACAAGGUUAUAAUGCAUGCUAAAGAUAUUUUCGCCAAUCUACCUGUUUUUGGAAGGUUGACUUAUCUGCAACUAAACGAGGUUACUGGUGAAGCUCUGUUGAACAUACUCCACAAUUCCCCAAAUCUUAAUACUCUUGUUUUACUUAAUGGAGUAUGUGACUUAAAUAAAGAUAUCUUGACUUCUGCAUCAGUGCCUCAUUGCUUUAUGUCAAGCCUCAAAGUUUUUCAGUUUAAAGGAUUUAAUGUGCAUGACCAUGAGCUUUGUCUGGUAAAAUUCGUGAUGGCAUAUGCAGCAAUCUUGGAGAGGAUUGCUAUAUCUACAGCUUUUUGGCUGCGUUAUUCAGAUAUUGACUUGGAGAAAGUUAAGGAGCAGAUACUCUCUUUUCCAAAGUGCUCCAGCGUUGCCAUGAUAGAAUUUUCUGAUGUCAACGGUUCCUGAAGAUUUUCAGAACAGAGUACUUGUGCUGCAACUGUUAAAUGUAUUUACUUUGUGUCUCUAAUUUGCUUUAUUGCAUCAUGGAAAUGUAAAAUAAGUAAAUAAUAUAGUGUGAGUUGUGAUUAGUGAGAGGCCAAGGUUUGCAGAUUUGUGUUCACCAGUUCUUGAAGGGCAUACACAUGUUGUAUCACCACCACUAACCACGAACUACACCAGAAGAAGCUUUUAUUAUGAUCACAUAGAGAGGAAGCGAAAUUACUGAAAGUGAUAUAUAAAGAAAUAAGGAUCAGUGACUUGAGAAGAAAGAUCUUUGAGAGCAGAUUGUUGCCCUACACUAGAUACGGUUUUUCUAUCAUUCAGAUCUUCACCCUUGCCAAAGACUCUCUUGUAAGAUCUUCCUGCAUUCAGAAGGUGGAGCCUUUUAUUUGCUUUUUUUUAUUUUUCUCUUCAUUGUUCUGUUCAAUUAACUGUUUCAAUCCCUCACCUCCAAACUUUAGGAUUUGCCACUUCCAUCGGUUCCAAGGGUUGGUCUUACGUUUGGUGAAGCAUUUCAUAUGUACUCUCAAGAUCCAAACAUCUUUGCCAAUUAAAAGCUUCAUAU
Molecule: messenger RNA, 2144 nt
Organism: Gastrolobium bilobum
Lineage: Eukaryota; Viridiplantae; Streptophyta; Magnoliopsida; Fabales; Fabaceae
Product: F-box/FBD/LRR-repeat protein At3g14710-like
Exons: 4
Coding region: 152-1546 (464 amino acids)
Source: RefSeq, a predicted model, not a curated record